Culex quinquefasciatus (southern house mosquito) is the source of this 3482-nucleotide messenger RNA. RefSeq names its product probable ATP-dependent RNA helicase DDX46 (gene Prp5). The record is from RefSeq and is a predicted model, not a curated record. Gene Ontology annotation, molecular function: RNA helicase activity; nucleic acid binding; ATP binding. Bases 147 to 3308 code for a protein of 1053 amino acids. Gene Ontology annotation, biological process: mRNA splicing, via spliceosome. The transcript is spliced from 5 exons. NCBI's taxonomy places the organism in Eukaryota, Metazoa, Arthropoda, Insecta, Diptera, Culicidae. Gene Ontology annotation, cellular component: nucleus.
UGUCAUAACUUUUCAGUGUUGUUGAUAUUUUGAAGCCGAAAAAAUCGUUCAACGUUUGCAGUUUUCCAAUAUUUCCACGAAAAUCAGGUGAAAUUCAAUACAGUUUUAAGGUUCAACUGUUUUUAACAUAAUCUAAAUUCGUCGCAAUGACGAGACCAGGCGAAAAUGGCCGGGGUGACCACCGGCGGUCCAGAUCGCGCAGCCCGCAGGACCGGAAGAAGCGCCGCUCGAAGAGUCGCGACCGUGACCGAGACCGGGGCAGUGAGCGUAGUAGCGGCAAAACGUCGUUCCGGAUUUCCGGAGGAGGCAGUAGCAGCUCGUCGUCGUCGGCGUCCCGGAACCGGAAGGCGGAACGGGAACGGGACCGCAGUGACAGGGAGCAGCGCGACUGGGAACGGGACCGGGAGUUGGAGCGUGAGCGGAAUCGGGAGGCCGAACGGAAGCGGGAACGCGAGCGGGAGCGGGAGAAGCUGAGGGAACAGGCGACGAAGUAUGCACAAAGCGUCAGCAGCAGUGGAACAGGUUCCAGCAGCGGCAGUGGCGGCUUCCGGCAGUCUAAAUUUGACCAGAAGCCGCCGGGCUUCGUGGAGAAGGAAGUUAAGAAGCCUCCGAAAGAGGAGCCCAAGGAGGAAAAGGAAUCGUUCGAUUUGGCCGGUCCGAUGGACAAGGAAGAAGAGCAGCGAAGGCUUGAACAGGAGAUGAUUAAACGGCGAGAACGGAUCGAACGGUGGAGAGCGGAGAGGAAGCGGAAGGAGGUUGAAAUUAAGAAGCCUGGUGGCGGGUCGGGAAUAAAUGUUCCGAAGAAGUGGAGCUUGGAGGAUGAUGAGGAAGACGAUGACGAUGAUGGAGAGGGCAAGGGUAGUGCCAAUGACGGGGAGGACGAUGUCGAUCCGUUGGACGCGUUUAUGAAGGAAGUUAAUGAGGAGGUGAGGAAGGUCAACAAGAUUACGGGACCGGCACCGAAGGCGGCGGAAGGCAAGGCUGCGACCUCUUCGGGAGUUACAAUUAUUACCGGAGUAGCCAAGAAGAAUACGGAAACGGUUAAAAAGGGCGAACUGAUUGAGCAAAACCAGGACGGACUUGAGUACUCUUCCGAGGAGGAGCAGGAAGACAUUAAGGACACUGCGGCCAACCUGGCCAACAAGCAGAAGAAAGAACUCGCAAAAAUAGAUCAUUCCGGAAUCAACUAUCUUCCGUUCCGUAAGGUUUUCUACGUAGAAGUUCCGGAGAUUGCCAAAAUGACACAAACCGAAGUCGACGCGUACAAGGCGGAACUCGAAGGCAUCAACGUCAAAGGCAAAGGUUGCCCCAAACCAAUCCGGACCUGGGCCCACUGCGGAGUCACCCGCAAAGAAUUUGAAGUCCUCCGAAAGCUAGGCUUCGAGAAACCCACCCCAAUCCAGUGUCAAGCCAUCCCCGCGGUCAUGUCCGGCCGAGACCUCAUCGGAAUCGCCAAAACCGGAAGUGGCAAAACGCUGGCCUUCAUCCUGCCCAUGUUCCGGCACGUGCUAGACCAACCCCCGCUGGAGGAAGCCGAAGGCCCAAUCGCGAUCAUCAUGUCCCCGACGCGCGAACUCUGCAUGCAAAUCGGAAAGGACAUCAAAAAGUUCGCCAAAUCGCUCAAUCUACGCGCCGUGUGCGUCUACGGGGGCACCGGCAUCUCCGAGCAAAUCGCCGAACUUAAACGCGGUGCGGAAAUCAUCGUCUGCACGCCGGGCCGAAUGAUCGACAUGCUAGCGGCGAAUUCCGGUCGCGUUACGAACCUACGCCGAGUAACGUACGUGGUGCUGGACGAAGCCGAUCGCAUGUUCGACAUGGGCUUCGAGCCGCAGGUGAUGCGCAUCAUCGACAACAUCCGGCCGGACCGGCAGACGGUCAUGUUCAGCGCAACGUUCCCGCGCCAGAUGGAGGCGUUGGCGCGUCGGAUAUUGAAGAAGCCGGUCGAGAUUCAAGUCGGGGGACGGUCUGUAGUUUGCAAGGAGGUCGAACAGCACGUGGUGGUGCUGGAAGAGGACGCCAAGUUCUUCAAGCUGCUCGAGCUGCUCGGACUGUACCAAGAGCUGGGUAGCAUCAUCGUGUUCGUGGACAAGCAGGAGAACGCCGACAUCCUGCUUAAAGAUCUGAUGAAGGCUUCGUAUCCGUGUAUGAGUCUGCACGGUGGUAUCGAUCAGUUCGAUCGGGAUUCUACGAUUAUUGACUUUAAGCAGGGACGGGUUAAGCUGCUGAUAGCGACUUCCGUGGCGGCUCGAGGACUGGACGUGAAGCAGCUGAUUCUGGUGGUGAAUUACGAUUGUCCCAAUCAUUACGAGGAUUACGUGCACAGGUGCGGUCGCACGGGUCGCGCCGGCAACAAAGGUUUCGCGUGGACCUUCCUCACGCACGAGCAGGGCCGCUAUUCGGGGGAUAUUAUCCGUGCGCUCGAGCUCUCCGGCGGUACCAUUCCGGACGAUCUGCGCCAGCUGUGGGAAACGUACAAGACAACGCAGGAGGAGCAGGGCAAGAAGGUCCACACCGGUGGUGGCUUCAGCGGCAAAGGGUUCAAAUUUGACGAGCAGGAAGCGGCGGCCGUUAAUGAGCGCAAGAAGAUGCAGAAAGCCGCACUUGGCUUGCAGGACUCGGACGACGAUGAAGAUCUGGAGCAGGAUAUUGAUCAGCACAUUGAGAGUAUGUUUGCGACCAAGAGGAUCGUGAAGGAGGUGGAAGCGCCGGUCAUAACGCAAACCGUAACGGUUCCUACGCCGCCGGUGGCCACAAACUCGGACAAGCUGGAACUGGCCAAGCGGCUGGCUUCGCGCAUCAACCUGCAGAAGAGUCUUGGCUUUGAGGCGAAGGGUGUGACGCAACAGGCGGCGGAAGCAAUCCUCAAAGGAAGCUCCACCCAGCAGCUUAUUACGGCGAAAACCGUCGCGGAACAGCUAGCCGCAAAACUCAACACCAAACUCAACUACCAGCCCAAAGACGAGGAAGAGGCACCGGUCGAGACGAACGAGCAGGUGUUCCGCAAGUACGAGGAAGAGCUGGAGAUCAACGACUUCCCCCAGCAGGCCAGGUGGAAGGUUACUUCCAAGGAGGCGCUGGCACAAAUUUCCGAGUAUUCGGAGGCGGGUCUUACGGUGCGCGGUACGUACGUUCCGCCGGGUAAGAACCCGCCCGAGGGCGAACGCAAGCUGUAUCUGGCGAUCGAGAGCUGCUCGGAGCUGGCGGUGACCAAGGCGAAGCGUGAAAUUACGCGCCUCAUCAAGGAGGAGCUGCUGAAGCUGCAGGCGUCGCACCACAUUGUGAACAAGUCGCGUUACAAAGUUAUUUAAGGUGUAGCCACUAUUAUAGCGUUGUAUUGAUUUAGUUGUACUAGGAUUGAAGGGAAGAAGAAUAAGCUAUGACUCAAGUGUGUAACUGUGAACAGAAAUCAAGGUUUAAAAUUUGUUCGAUGUGUAAGCAUCGAAAAAGGAUAAAUAAAGUACUUUAACAAAUUACUAGACAUA